Nicotiana tabacum (common tobacco) is the source of this 852-nucleotide messenger RNA. RefSeq names its product membrane protein PM19L-like. NCBI's taxonomy places the organism in Eukaryota, Viridiplantae, Streptophyta, Magnoliopsida, Solanales, Solanaceae. The record is from RefSeq and is a predicted model, not a curated record.
CAGAAAUCACAUGCAUUUGUACAAAAUUAUCUUCUUAGCCUAAAAUUCUUACAAAGCCUUUAUUUCUGAUAUCAUUAAAAAGAGGUGUCAGCUCUUUAUAAUACCAUUUUCAAGAACCAAGAAUGGCUGGUGGGCAAUUGAAACCUGUUGCUUCUUUGCUUUUGGUCCUUAAUUUCUGCAUGUAUGCUGUUGUUUUAGGGAUUGCUGGCUGGGCCAUGAACUUUGCCAUUGAUCAUGGUUUCAUCAUUGGUGCAGAUUUUGAUCUUCCAGCACAUUUCUCUCCAAUUUACUUCCCAAUGGGGAAUUCUGCCACUGGAUUCUUUGUUGUAUUUGCUUUGAUUGCAGGUGUGGUUGGAGUUGCAUCUCUUCUCUCUGGGCUCAACCAUAUUCGCCAGUGGAACAUCGACAGCUUACCAGCUGCUACUUCUGCUGCAGCUAUUGCCUGGAGUCUUACACUCCUUGCCAUGGGCUUUGCAUGGAAAGAAGUUCAACUCAACUACAGGAAUGCCAAAUUGAGAACAAUGGAAGCAUUCUUAAUAAUUCUAUCGUUUACUCAAUUGGUAUACAUCAUGGCCAUUCAUGGUGCUUCAACAAGGAGAUAAAUAAACUUGGAGAAAAUGAGUCAUAUCGCGUGGAAUGUGUUGAACUGUUGAUUGAGAUUGCUGCUGCUUCUUUUUUCUGUUUUUGUAAGGGUUCUUUGUUUGUUUUGCCAAUUUCUUUGUUUCAUUUAUUCUUGUGUACAAAGUUGGCCAGAGCAUGGCUGUUUGUAUCUAAAAUACCUUUAGUAUUGGAAUUGUAAGAAGCAAAUAAGUGAUGCACAAAUACUACUCUCCAUUGGCUUUUUCCAGAAAA